This is a messenger RNA of Meloidogyne enterolobii, 874 nucleotides long. Lineage: Eukaryota; Metazoa; Nematoda; Chromadorea; Rhabditida; Meloidogynidae. The record is from the annotation of a GenBank genome assembly.
AUGUUCUUCCCUGAUUGGCGUUCUUCCAGUAUUGCUUGUGCUAUAUUUUCAAUGCCUGCAUUAAUUAUUAUAAUAUUUUUAAUGCCUGAAAGUCCAACAUGGCUUCAUAGUAAGGGUCGUCUUGAACAAAUGCGAAUAAAUGAAAGAAAAAUUGCCCGGUUGGCAGGUCUUCCACCGUCAAUUAAAUUGCCUGAACAUGAAAAGUUAUCUCCAAAGGAAAAUUCUUUUUGGAAUUUAAUCAAAGAUAAAACCCUUUUGAGACGUGUUUCUGUUCUUUGGGUUAUGUUCACAGCAGCAAUUUCCGGAUAUUCUAUAGAUUUGAAUAGUUCAAAUAUUAGUGGUGAUCUUUAUCUUAACCAAAGCCUUCUUUCUUCAAUUUGUGCAAUUUCUAAAAUAUGUCUUGUUAUAGUAGAUACAAUAUUUCCAAGUUUCUCACGCCGUAAUCUCCAUCAAGGAGCACAAUUUGUAGUGAUUAUUUCUGCAUCUUUCUUAGUCCUUUUUGUUUUAUAUGAUCAUGAUGGGAUUGGAAUUCUUAUGGCUAAUUUAAUUGGAAUAACUUUUAUUGAAUUAACUUGGUUUUAUUUUAUGUUUUUGAUAAUGUUAUCAAGCAUCUCUGGAUAUGAAACGCGGCCCUAGGUUAAAAGGGAAGUCACCUUCUCUGAGUGAAGCUCGCAGCGAAGACCGCAGGAUCCUUCAAAGCCCGGUCGUUUCCACUAUUACAUGGUCUCAGUAAAAUUGGUUUCCGCCCCGUAAGGUCGCUCUUUAUUAUAAAUCUUUAAAAAUUUUCAAAAAAAAAUUUCCAAAAAGGUUUACGGGUCAGAUAUUGUUCGGAUACUAUCUCCGAACCUCUGGUUCGUCCGGAUAUCCAAUGAUU